AUAUUACGCCGCGCCGGGGAAGUCCUCCAGUAUCCCAUCAUGCAACGGGCUGAAGGAUCACAUACCAAAGAGACGGUGGAAAAGGCAUUAACUUUAUUGGGGCUGCGGUGCGGGGUGACAUGAGCAAUUGUUGCCACAGUUGUUUCCCAGUGCAUGGACUGAGAUUCUAGGUUUCCCUGCAGAGGAGGCGGAGCCGGAAGGGGCGGAAGAUGGCGACCCUCGUGUUGGAUAAUGGUGCCUACAAUGCCAAGAUCGGGUACAGUCACGCUCAUGUGAGUGUCAUUCCCAACUGUCAGUUUAGAUCAAAAACUGCUCGUUUGAAAACAUUUACAGCUAACCAACUGGAUGAAAUUAAAGAUCCAUCUGGGCUUUUUUAUAUUCUCCCUUUUCAAAAGGGCUACUUGGUAAACUGGGAUGUUCAGAGACAGGUAUGGGACUACCUUUUUGGAAAAGAAAUGUAUCAGGUAGACUUUGUAGAUACCACUGCUAUAAUCACAGAACCGUACUUCAACUUUAGUUCAAUUCAAGAGUCUAUGAAUGAAAUAUUAUUUGAAGAAUACCAAUUCCAAGCAGUUCUCAGAGUAAAUGCUGGGGCUCUCAGUGCCCAUAGAUACUUCCGUGAUAACCCAUCAGAAUUGUGUUGUAUCAUUGUCGACAGUGGCUAUUCUUUUACACACAUUGUACCUUACUGCAGAAGUAAGAAGAAGAAGGAAGCAAUUAUAAGGAUUAAUGUUGGAGGGAAGCUUUUAACAAAUCAUCUAAAGGAGAUGAUCUCUUACAGGCAACUCCAUGUUAUGGAUGAAACCCAUGUGAUUAAUCAAGUGAAAGAAGAUGUAUGUUAUGUUUCGCAAGACUUUUUCAAGGAUAUGGAGACUGCCAAAUUGAAGGGGGAAGAAAAUACAGUCAUGCUGGACUAUGUUUUGCCAGACUUCAGCACAAUCAAAAAAGGGUUUUGUAAGCCAAGGGAAGAAAUGGUGUUAAGUGGAAAAUACAAAACUGGUGAACAAAUACUUCGUCUUACAAAUGAGCGAUUUGCUGUUCCAGAGAUACUCUUCCAUCCAUCAGAUAUUGGCAUUCAAGAAAUGGGAAUUCCUGAAGCCAUUGUUUAUUCCAUUCAGAACUUGCCUGAAGAAAUGCAGCCUCAUUUCUUCAAGAAUAUUGUUCUGACUGGAGGAAACACUCUUAUCCCAGGCUUCAGAGAUCGUGUUUACUCUGAGGUUCGAUGCCUCACUCCAACAGACUAUGAUGUUUCUGUUGUUCUGCCAGAGAACCCUAUUACUUAUUCCUGGGAAGGUGGAAAGCUGAUUUCUGAAAAUGAUGAUUUUGAAGAUAUGGUAGUAACAAGAGAAGACUAUGAAGAAAAUGGGCAUAGUAUAUGUGAAGAGAAAUUCGAUAUAUAAAUUCGAUAUAUAUAUAAAUUACUUGAAUAUUUGGAUUGUGUUAUCUGAUCAUUGAACUGGCCAGUUUUUUAAAAAAGUUGAAAUUAUGUUCUAGAUCUUCUAGAACUGGAACUGUACUAGAAAUUAAAGUACUAUAUAUAGUACCUUGUUUUUAUAUAUAAUAAAUGUUCAUAUUCCUGCGUA
This is a messenger RNA of Hemicordylus capensis (graceful crag lizard), 1583 nucleotides long. RefSeq names its product actin related protein 6 (gene ACTR6). The coding region runs from base 210 to 1400 and encodes 396 amino acids. Gene Ontology annotation, cellular component: Swr1 complex. NCBI's taxonomy places the organism in Eukaryota, Metazoa, Chordata, Lepidosauria, Squamata, Cordylidae. Gene Ontology annotation, molecular function: nucleosome binding. The transcript is spliced from 11 exons. The record is from RefSeq and is a predicted model, not a curated record.